AUGAAAGCUCUGAUAAAAUCUCACCGCAGAUCAGCGUCGCUUGAUAGCAGUCCCACGAAAUCGCCACGAGCUCGGGACUCACAAAGGACGAUUAAUGAGCCUAGCUCUCCUGCCCAAUUUGGUCUGUAUUCAAGUGAGCCUUUGAGUCAUGGACCAAGGCAUUCUUCGAGCUUCGAAUCGCUCCCGAAACUGAGUAACAAGAACAAAAUAUUCACCACAAAACUGUUCAAGAAGUCAAGUAACAGCUCUUCAAACCUCUCGAAGCCGGGAACUAACUCAGGGACACCGACAAGCUAUACCUUUAAACAGUUUCCUUCUCCAGACGGAAACUCACCGAGCACCUUUGAAAGGGGACUGCAGAAAACACCUAGGGACACAAAUGUAGAGCGAUUCCCAGCCAUUAAGGGUACGAGAACACACGAGUGGGGUGAAAUAUCGGAGGGAUCUCAGUCCGUGAUUGUACUGAAUAGGAGCUCUUUGUCAUCUGAUAUGUCUUCGGAUGCGGGAGAUCCCGGGAUCUCUGCUAACGCAAGAUCUCAAAGAGAGUCGGUUUCAACGGCAGCCUCAAGUUCGGUAAGUAAUACGAGAAGAAGCAGUUAUGACUCUCAGGCGGUACCCAGCGAUGCCAUUACAAAACUGAAGGACAUCAAUGAAAUCAAAGAAAAACACCCAUAUUUUUCUCUAAGAUCUAAUUCUAAUAAAAGCAAGAAUCGACAAUUUCAAAUACACUCUCACGACGAUAUAAUAAGUUUAGGCAAGCAGUCUGGAAUCAGUCUUGAAUGUUUGUCCUCAAACUUCAAUUCCCAUAAUGGUGUCGAUAGCAGCCCGAAUUUGUCCGAACCCACUUCCCGACCAGGAUUGACUUUCGGUUCCGACAGUCAAAUGAUAGGAUUAGGACUGACUAUUGAAAAAUGUGAUUCAUUAAGAUCAAAACCAGAAUCCUCUGAGUCAUCUAUAAAUGAGCUGAAAAAUCUAAUAUUGAAUGACAGAUCGUUUGAAGAGGGUGAUGAGCUUUUUCUCACGGGGAAAACCGAGCAAGCGGAUUCAAAAGGUGAAGAGAGUUUUGAGGAUGAGGAAAAUUCUAGCGACGAAUGUUCCUCCGAUGAUUCUUCAAAAUUCUCUUUCGAAAUUAACGGAAUCAACGGAAGGACUUCCUCUGUCAAGUAUUAUUCGAAACCGCAGCCUACGAACAAUGUUUACGUUGACGAUCUUUACGAUGAUGAAGAAUUCGAUGAUGAGGUCAAUUAUUGCGAUGACGAAGAUGUUGACUUUGCUGAGGAUGACACUGUUCACCUUUUCAAUCGGAACUACUUCAAGGAUAAUAAAGAGAUCGAAACGGAGGGUUUCCCAGGAUUAGAAAACCAAAUAAGCGAUGAUAACUCAAAGUUUGAAGAACGUGCUGGCAACGUUCACAAUGUUAAACGGUAUGGUGAUAUCUGCAAAAUGUCUGACGAAGAAAGCAUUAGUAGUCAAGCUGAUUACGAGGAUUGUCCCGUAAAAAAGGUGAAUAAGGUAAGCUGCUAUGGUGACUUUUUCGACUUGAGUGAUGACGAAAAUAGCAACGCCGAAAGAAUUGAAAAUGAUGUUUUACCGUCUAAGAUAGAAGAUAGGAACUUGUCAAGAGAUAAUCACUUGCAGGGUCUUAAUUCAUAUGAAGACGUUCAAGCCACACAGCCUGAAACUGACAAACGUAUAACGAGCCGAAUAAAUCCUAAAGAGGAGGAAAUAAAUAAGAGUGAUGAAGUAUGCUCUCAGAAUUAUCUAGGACGCACUACUUCGCCUAUUUCCUUCACAGUGACAACUUGCGAUGGUAAUGUUCUGCGAUCACCAUUUGCUCACACUACUUCCCCCGCUGCCUCUGAAGCUCAGUCAAUCCCUAGCGCCCUUCUUCCACCGCGUUCUCAUUCUUUAAAAUAUCAUGACAUCAGCUCGAACCUGGAUAAUGAAGUUCCAGGUGCAAUGUCUAAUCUCUAUUUUAUCGAUGAAACCGAAGAGGAUCGUUAUAAUAAAGAAAACCAAUCAGAUGAUCACUAUUUAGAUGAAAUUAACGAUAUUCCCGAGGAUUUUUCCUUUUCUGAAGGGGAUGACGAGUACCUUCUUUCACCGUCAAAGACACCUGACCCUCGAGUUACAUCAGCAUCAUUUAAGAGAACUCAUAGUUUUUCUGAAAAACCCGUCAACGUCUUAAAAGAAAAGUCCCCUAUAAGAUACAAAUUGGAGCUGAAAAACAAAACAGUUACAUUUUUCAAUAAUCAUAUUUCGAGGUCAAUUUCUGAUUCCGCUAUGUAUAAUAUGACUCCAGAGGCUGACACAUGUUCCCUGAAAUCACCAGAAGCGGAGACUCUUCCUCUUUCGCCCUUGAAAUCCGAGCUAUCCCCCGUUACGCCAUCAAAUUCGUUUAGCAGACCCAGUCCAUAUUUUAGUCAGGGAAACUCGUUAAGCCCAAUCCAAGAAAGUAACUCUUCUGUCGAUAACUCUCCCAAGAUUGUAGUGUGA
Molecule: messenger RNA, 2496 nt
Organism: Lachancea fermentati
Lineage: Eukaryota; Fungi; Ascomycota; Saccharomycetes; Saccharomycetales; Saccharomycetaceae
Source: the annotation of a GenBank genome assembly